This is a messenger RNA of Eremothecium sinecaudum, 1122 nucleotides long. RefSeq names its product L-serine/L-threonine ammonia-lyase CHA1 (gene CHA1). Gene Ontology annotation, biological process: L-threonine catabolic process; L-serine catabolic process. Lineage: Eukaryota; Fungi; Ascomycota; Saccharomycetes; Saccharomycetales; Saccharomycetaceae. The transcript has a single exon. The record is from RefSeq and is a predicted model, not a curated record. Gene Ontology annotation, molecular function: L-serine ammonia-lyase activity; pyridoxal phosphate binding; threonine deaminase activity. Bases 1 to 1122 code for a protein of 373 amino acids.
AUGACUAACUAUUAUGUGAAAACCCCGUUAAUGCAUCGUCAUUUCCCCAAUCUUGGGGACUCCAAUUAUGCCUCACCAACUUUUAUGGUGAAGUAUGAGGGUUUUCAACCCGGCGGAAGCUUCAAGAGUAGAGGAAUAGGAAAUUUAAUAUACAGUAAAAUGAAGACAAUCCAAGAAAGCACUAACAAAACUGCCGAGGUGUUUGCAAGCUCAGGCGGAAAUGCAGGUUUAGCUGCUGCAACGACAUCUCAUCAAUUGGGACUGAAAUGUACGGUCGUUGUGCCUAAAACUACCAAACCUGCUAUGAUAGCUCGAAUCAAGUGUGUCAAUGCAACAGUGCUCAUUAGGGGAGAGGAUAUUUAUGAGGCUGAUCAGUACCUUAAAAAAGAACUUUUAGGUCGUCUGGACUAUAGUAAAAUCGAUCCUAUAUAUGUUCAUCCUUUCAACAAUCCGUUAAUAUGGAAGGGUCACUCGUUCCUGGUCGAUGAAAUUGUAGACUGUUUGAGGGAUGACGGUAUAAAAUGGAGCAAUAUAAAAGGCAUUGUAUGCAGUGUUGGUGGCGGCGGGUUGUUCAAUGGUAUAGUACAAGGGCUCGAAAGGCAUAAUUUGGCAGACAAAGUUCCUAUAAUCGGUGUAGAAACUAGGGGAUGCGAAGUAUUUUUUGAGUCCAUAAGGCAAGGAAAGAGGCUUGAAUUCACUAGACCUCACAGCGUAGCUACGUCUUUAUGCACGUCAACUAUUACUGAGGAAACCCUUGCGUAUGCAAAACGGUACUCCAGUAAAUCGUUGGUAUUAGAGGAGCACGAUGUUAUCGAUACUUGCUUAAGAUUCACUAAUGACAGUAAUAUGGUGACCGAGCCAGCCUGUGGUGCGGCUUUGCAUGUUGGAUACUACCCUGAGCUACUUCAUCGUGCAUUAGGUCCCCUUAAUAAAGAUGACAUUAUCAUCAUAAUUGCCUGUGGUGGAUUCUCUACAUCUGUUGCAGAUCUCAAAGAAUUGAAAGUGAAAUAUGAACAACAGAAUCAACAGCAGUCGCGCGCAAAAGCAACUAGUUCGGACAUUCCUUCUUCAUGUAUGAAUUCUCUUAAUGAAAUGCCAUUAGCAAGGAUCAUAUCACUAUAG